CGAGCAACGGAAUUAUUUUUGUACAGCAAGCAAUCCACAAGCAGAGCGUUUAUUCUUUUUCUUUUGAGAAAAGAUUUUUCUAAUUUUUAUUUUGUUUUCUGUCUUUUUUAAUUGUCUAAUUAAUUUUAAAAACAAAUAAUAACAAAAAUGAAUGAUCAAGAAUCAAAAACACCAAAGCGCAGUAGAAGAAAUUCAUUGAAAGAUUCACAAAAGUCUCCUGAAAAUGUAAUUAUUCCGGUUCUAAAAACACCAAGACGCACCAGAAGAACAUCUGUCCAAGAAUCACAAUUGGAAUUGCCUAAAAUUGAAGAAUCCAAUGGUGUUUUAACAGUAAGUAAAAUGGAUCCAAUAACACCUGGUAAAUCUACUCGAACGCUUGACCUUCGAACUCCAAGUCGUUCUGAGAAUCUUGCUGCAGUUCAAACACCUCGCCGCAGUUGUCGCAAAUCAAUAAAACCAAUUCAAGAAUACGAGAAUAUAGUUGCACAAAAAGGUCUUAGCGUUAAAGGCAAACGCCUUUUGAACGAACAAAUUACAAGUGAAGAAGCCGAUGAAGCAGCUUCUUCGACAGCUGCAGUUGAAUUGAGAGAAAAUAAAUGGACUGCAGCUGAUAUUGGUCGUGUAUCGACAAAGAGAAGUAAGAAAAAACGCAAUAAGGCCAAAGAAUUGAAGCGUCAGAAAAAAAUUGUCCAAGAAAAUGAAGAUGAACAACUUUCAGUUGAGCCAAGUGAUGAUUUGGUUGAAACAACUGAGAAAGUUACAAAUAAAAAAGAAACUAUAGACCAAAAUUAUGAUGAAGAGAAAAACAAAGAAGAAGCAACUAAUGUUGAGGAAAAUUUGAACCAAAAUGAUGAAUUGGAGGAAAAUAAGGAAAAUGAUAUUGUUCCUGAGAAAUCAUCUGAAAUUGUCAAUGAGAAUGAAACUGAAAUUGAUGAACAUUCGGAUCGUCGUGAUGAGUUAGAAGAGAAAAACGAAGAUGAAGUUAGUCUUAUUGAAUCCCCUAAAGUUGAUGAACCUACUGACAAAGAGGAAGAGGAUACAGAAACUAAGAGUUUAUCAACCGAAGUCAUUCCGCCUCCUGUAUUACAAAGUGAAGAAGAUAACGCCGUUGAAUCUGAUGAUUCAAUGGAUGAAGGAGACAUUAUUCUAAAUGGAAUGCCAGUAACUGGAGAUGAUUGCAUGCAAGAUGAAGAGGACGUAAUUCGAAAGGAAACCACAUCAACAGCGGCAGAUGAUUGUAUCCAAAGUCCCGAGAAACUUCUUCAACAAGAUCAAAGAUGUUCUUUACUAGUUACUCCUGCUGCCGACCCAGGAAACAAAUCCGAUGAUAGCGAUUGUAUCAUGUUAUCUUUGAAUGAUGAUAGUUCUAGGCGUAAUUCUUCUCGCAGACCAUCGUCUGUUGUUGGUCAAUCAAAAUUUGAAGCUAAUGAGUCUUCUGAUUCAGCAGGAAUUAAUAUGCCACCUCUGAUAGUGUGCUCCGACGACGAAGAUGAUGAUGAAGAGUUUGUCGAUGCUCUUAAAAGUCAAGAAGGCGGACAAAAUGAAGCACUUUUAGACGAUAAAGAGAUUGAGACCCUGGAUGGAACUUUUGUCACUAAAGACAAUGAAGAAGAAAAAUGCAAUGACAUUGAAGUGUAUCCUGUUGAGGAUGAAGAAUUAAUUGAUAAUGUUAUAGCUCCUGAAGAAGAAAACAACAUUGAUAUUGUAAUGGGUCCUGAAGAAAUCAGGAAAAUAGUUCUUGGAAUUGAACAAGACCCUAUUGAUAUCACUACCCCACCUAUUCAGAAGGAUGAACAAAUGUCCCCCUUAAAUGAAACAUUUGACGCUGAUGAUUUGACAAAAACUGUUGCAGGAGAAGUUGCUACCCCAAAAGGUCUGACCGCCCGAUCGUCUGUAACUCGGCAUUUAACACCAUUCAAGACAAAUACAAACAUUUUGCCAGAUAUAAUAAUUGAACCCGAAGAAGAAUUGGAAGAACCUAUUAAAAUAAUAAUUGAAUCAAGGCAAAAUAAACUAAAAAGUAGUCGCAAGAGAUCAUUUUCUUUCUGUGUGGAUAGACCCAAGAAGAAUGUUACCUUCCACAGUCCCUCAAACGUAACAAUGAACAUUUACGAUGGUGAUUUGAUAAAAAGUGUUGCUAAAAAAACUCCUACAAAUAUAACAAAACGUCGUAAGCGAUCACUUUCCGUUACUGAAACAGACCGCGAUUUAAUGGAUUACAUACAACGAAAAAAACCAGCUCAAAAUAUAGCUACAACACCGCAAAAGAAAAAAUCACCCCACACAUCAAAAAUUAAAAUGCCUAACUUUUCGAAUAUACAUCAAAAACAAUUCCAACGCAUGGAGUCUAUAACUGAUCAUGUUGCUCGAAGAGCUGAGCGUGCUAAAAUUUUGAUUAAUUCAAGUACUAAAAUAAAGCCAGCUUCAGUUCAAAAAGGACUUCCUGUCAAAAACUCUGUUUUACGGGAACAAAAUAAAGAUGGUAAUAAAACACAGAUCCCCAAGCCGAAAGCACGUCAGAGGAUUGACAUGUCUGGCGGCCUAGAAAACAAAGCCAACAUCAAAACUCGAUCAAAACCAAAGCAAGACCUUGGACUCUUAGAUGAUUUGCCAUUACUGGGCAAGACCCCAACGAAACCAAGUGCUAAUAGCACUGUUUUAUUCAAACAAAAUAAUAUCAAUAAGCCUCCCAAUCCUAAGUUCAACUUUAACUUCAAUUCAACAGCUUUGCCUUCGUGUGGAAAUGCAACAGUCGCAUCUGCGGCUCCGCGAGUUCAUUUGCCCAAUCCAAGGGAUUUUAAUCUAAGUACCCAAAUAACCUAUCCAACAACCACCAGUCACGCACCAAAAGUAGAAAAGGUUGAAGAUCGUCGCAAAAGAAUGAUGGAGAUGUUCAAAUCGAAGACCACUCACAGGGUUGUUGAAAAUAAAAAAGAAAUUUUGAAAGGAGUUCGAACAAAUCGAAGAUUUGAACUUCAAAUGAUGUGCCGAAAUCGUCAAAAUUAAAAAAAAAAAAAAACAAAAAACAUCAAAUACUUAUAUGUUUUCGCAGUGACGAAUUGUUUAUUGUUUUAUGUUAAAUUUAUUUAACACCCAGUGCUGGAGGUCCAUAAUAUAAUUAAUCAUUUUUAUUAUUAAUUAAUAAUUAUUUUAUUUCAAAUGAAAGUGGGAAUUUAACUUGCAUUUUAUUUUAUUUUUUUGUUUACUUUUUGUUUAUUUUUUAACAUGUAUAAUAUUCCACAAUAAAUAGUUUUUAAAUAUAUAUAUAUUUUUUUGCAACUUAAAAUAAAAAUUGAUUUCCACUUUUCAAA
This is a messenger RNA of Episyrphus balteatus (marmalade hoverfly), 3311 nucleotides long. RefSeq lists its product as uncharacterized. Lineage: Eukaryota; Metazoa; Arthropoda; Insecta; Diptera; Syrphidae. Bases 148 to 3006 code for a protein of 952 amino acids. The record is from RefSeq and is a predicted model, not a curated record. The transcript has 6 exons.